CGUGCACUUCACGCCUUUCCCCGUCCGUGCGAAGCUCAGGGAGGGAAUUCUGCAACCCCCUGGACGCGUCGGGAACAGCCGCCGGAGCUCCCUCAAGUCCGCAAAAAGUUUGUUCUCCCUUGAGAAAACGCGGCGUACGAAGUUCAGCCCCAGGGGAAGAAGCCGCGGUUCCUACCGUCGCCUUUCCUCUCCCCUCGCCGGAGCGCAGAGCGCCGCGGCAGAACCGUGUGGUUUGGGUUUCCUUCCCCCCCUCCCUCGCCCCCCUUCCACCUGAAGGAAUUUAUGACACAGAUGAAAACUGAAACGGAGCUGGAGCGGCGGCCGAGAGACGCAGUGAUGUCGCCGGGGGAUUAAACGGGGUGGAGGUGAUGUCACCGUGCCUGCACAGCAAAACGCACACAUACACGCACACCCCCCACCCCCCGGAGGAGAGGGGCUGCCAAGGGAGCGCGAUCGGCCCCACGUCACUCGUGCCACUGGUAUAAAUGCGGUCCCGCGAUGUCCAUGGCUGUCGGCGCGGCGGCUCCCGCCACUCGAGUGCAGCGGGGCUCCGGGAGGCAGCGCCGCUCCGCGCCCUUCGGCCGCCGGGACCCGCGGGGCGGCGGCGGGCGGCGGACAAGGAGGACAAGGAGGAGGAAGAGGAUGCUGCGCGCCUUGGUGGCGGUGUCCCUGUGGCUGCGGGUGAGCCCGCGGGCGCAGGGCGCGCCGUGCGAGGCGGUGCGCAUCCCCAUGUGCCGCUCCAUGCCCUGGAAUAUCACCCGCAUGCCCAACCACCUCCACCACAGCACCCAGGAAAACGCCGUCCUCGCCAUCGAACAGUACGAGGAGCUAGUGGCCACCGGCUGCAGCCCGGUCCUGCCCUUCUUCCUCUGCGCCAUGUACGCCCCCAUCUGCACCCUGGAGUUCCUCUACGACCCCAUCAAGCCGUGCCGCUCCGUCUGCCAGCGCGCCCGCGACGGCUGCGAGCCCAUCAUGCGCCGCUACAACCACAGCUGGCCCGAGAGCCUGGCUUGCGACGACCUCCCCGUCUACGACCGCGGCGUCUGCAUCUCCCCAGAGGCCAUCGUCACCGACGUGCCGGAGGAUGUGAAGUGGACGGACUUCACACAGGGUUUUAUGGUGCCAGACAGACCCCUGGAGCCUGACUGCAGGAGCCGUGGCCAGGAGCGGUGCAGGUGCAAAAAGACAAAACCUACGCUGUCAACCUACUUGGCCAAGAACUACAGCUACAUCAUUCACGCUAAAGUAAAAAGCGUUGAAAGAGGGAACUGCAAUGAGAUAACCACUGUGGUUGAAGUCAAAGACAUACUCAAGUCUUCAACGCCAAUUCCUCUGUCCCAAGUGCCGCUUCUUACAAAUUCCUCCUGCCAGUGCCCGCCUCUUCAACCAAAGCAGGAUGUUCUCAUCAUGUGCUAUGAGUGGCGCUCAAGGUUGAUGCUUCUUGAUGGAUGUCUAGUUGAAAAAUGGAAGGACCAACUAAACAGAAGAUUUAAGAGGUGGGAACAGAGACUGCAAGAACAAAAGCGGCGAACUGCGCGCAGUAAGAACCAGAAUUCGGGACGCAGUGGUCAGAGUGGAGCCCUGAAACCGCAAACCAAGAACACCAACCCAGUGAUCAGUGGCCCCAAAAAGGCCAUUAAAAUAAGAAAUGGCCAGAAAGAAAUCAACCCCAAAAGAGUAUGAGUGUGAAAUUCCCAAUGGGAAGGACUUUCCCUGCAUGAUAAGGGUCACAAUCUGGCUUGGUCGGCAUGUUUUAUUAAUCUGGAACUCAUUGACUUAAAGAAUCAUGUCAUUUUAUAAAUAGACCUCUUUGCUGCACUUUACUGUUAAAAGGUUUGCUUAUCCUUUUGAGUCACUGCAAGCCAUAGAGCAUAGGUUUGCACUAAUAUGAGGUAGGCAUAUUCCAGCUGACUGAGCUUUAUCUUUGGGCUCUGUUUUCCCAUCUAGACAGAACUAGCCUUGGCUCCCAGAGGUUUUGAUUCCUUGUACCAGUUGUCUGGUCUGCUUCCCUGCCAGAUGUUGGAGAGCUGCAUGGAGUUUCUUUCUCUCCUCAGCUGGUGUAGUGGUUGGUGAGUUAGUCUGUGAGUUAGUCUGUGAAUUAGCUGAGAGCUCACUAGACCUGGCAGCUGAAGAGCAGCAGGAGGAUGGUAACCUCUGGCAGAUAUCUCAGGCAGCAAUGACUGCAGUUGCUGGAGCUGAACCUAUCUGCUAUUUGGAAUCACAGCCCUUGUUCAGUGUGUUCAAAAGCAUAGUUUACCAUCAAGCAUCUGGGUAUGCAUUAUGUGAUUAUUUUUACGUGUGUGCCGAAAAUGUACUUACAGAGAUAGUAUUUGAUCUUGUGGGUUUGUGUAGUAAAAAAUGCAUUCAAAGCAGACAUUUAAUUUUUUAAAUUGUACUUCAGGCUGGCUUCUGUUGUUCUAAUUUCGAAUAUAUUUAAACUUCUAAUUGAAAAAUCUGUAUUUUUUUGAAAAGACCAAUUCAAGUGAACAGAUCUGUAGAAUUCUUAAAAGUAAUACAUCUGCUGUAAUAUAGCUUUGCUAUGAAAACUGGAAUAGAAGCUUUAUUCUAAAGAUAACUGACAGCUACUGUACAGUAUUACGGAGAAGAUAGGGCUUCAAGUGGAUCAUUAAUCAUUUGGAUAACUUUUUAUCAUUUGAUACCAUAUUUCUAACCUUCCUCUGAGAUUAAAUAAAUGAAUAAAUAAAUCUGCCUUGUCCCUAUUAAUGAGCUUCUCAAAGCAACUGGCUAUCUGCAGUUUUUCUUAUCAGAAAGUAACAUUUACGCUGAAAAGGGUGACGGAAAAGCAGAUUCUUUUAUUUAUGCAGUAAAGUUUACUGAUGUAACAUUUUCUGUGUAAGGUAUUAGAACAGCAAAGGUGAUACAAAUCUAAUCAAUAUAACUCCAAGGUGGCAUUUAUGCUAUUGCAUCUGAGGUGUACCUCAGUGAGGCAGCAUAGAUAAUAUAUUCUGAUUUCAAUUUCAUGUAACACACAAGAAGAUCACCAACAUUAAGAUCAGAAAAGAUCAUGAUAAAUACUUGAAAGACCCUCCUGAUUUCCUGCAGGAAGACUUAAGAGCUAGACUUGUCAAUUCUGGUAAAAUGAGGGUUUUUAUAAUAGAGAAGUUCUAUGUCAGGAAAAAAAAAAGUUCUGUGUAGGUUAUCAUAAGGAAUAACAAUUGGUCAUGUCAGCAUGUUGAUCUUUGCCAUGACAAAAAUUGCACUGAAAUUGGCAUGUGUGAAAUUCACAGCAAAAUGUGCUGGAGUGAUUCUGGUAGCAGCAAUCACAUACUUGGUAAUUUGCUAACACGAAUUUGGGACCUAGAUGCCAAGUUACAAUGUUUAAGAUCGGCAGGUGUUACAACAAAAUGGAAUAAUAGCAUAUAGAAUAAUUCGGGGGUAAAAACCAAUGGAAAUGGUCAUUGUUGAGCUUUGAGCAACUGGUUAAAAUAUACAAAGGUUAGGAGUUGAAUGUAGCACUACUGGUAAUUCUGGGCAGGUGCAGUACUUUGUUGACAAGGAACACCUGCAGAAUUAGAUCCAAAAUUCAUUCCAGGUGCCAGGAAUGCUGAACAUAUGUAGGAUAUAUUGACUUUAGUAGGAAUUAUCUGUUUGACAUGUCUAAAAAAAGAGACUACAAACUUAGGUGCUUAAAUACAGCCUGUAGGUGGAAACUUAAUCAUGUUCAGUGAAAUGGAGAAACUGAAAUGGAAAUCAAAGGAGACAGAAUUUCACUUGCAGGUGACUAAUUCAGGUUUGAAAAUGCUGACUUAAGUAAGCAUGAUUGAAAUGAUUGGAAAACUUUAAAAUAUUUUUGUGUACUGUGUAGCAGGAGUUCUUAAGUUUUGAUUACCUAUUGAUCCCAAUUUAAAGUACCCCAAUAAAUGUAUAUAUUGUUAGCCAUUAAAGAAGGAGUGACAGUCACAUAAAUGAGAUGUUGAAAUAACAAGUACUGAAGUCAUAAUAUAUCACUUCAAGAAAUUUUAUUGUGAACAUAGUCAAAUGUGGUGUUUGUUAAAUGGAACUUUUGGAACAGCUACCUAGACUCCACAGCAACAUCACAUAUUAUUUUACAACUGUUAGAACAAAACUUUUUCUUUCCAUUUUGUCAGAGGAAAAAACGUGCAAAUUAUUUUCUCCAAUGAAUUGUCACCGUUCCUUCUCCUAGUUGCUGUCAUUAGAUUGACCAUUCCAAUAUGCGAGAGUAGACAUGGAUGCACCAAGCCAGGUGUUUCCAAACUCCUUAACAUUUUUAUGUAUACUUUAUGCUGAAUAAAUUUCAAUCUGAUAUGGUGAAAAUGUGGAAGAAGGAAAGAUAAUACAACAAAAAGCAGGGGAUAUCAUAAUACAAAGAACAGACAUACAAGGGAUAAAUUAAUAAGGUAGUGUGUUUUUCCAAACCCAUUUUUUCCUUUAUUUUAAGAAGCCAUGGGUCAACCCAAUUCAUCACUAAUGCUAGUCACUCAGUUUUGAAAAUCCCCUACAAUUAUUAACUCCCUGUGACAUCAACUGCCAGCUGAAUCCAGACCCAGGAUGCCCACACCUUCC
Messenger RNA from Passer domesticus (house sparrow), 4545 nucleotides. It is a transcript of the gene SFRP4, whose product is annotated as secreted frizzled related protein 4. Bases 499 to 1683 code for a protein of 394 amino acids. The transcript has 6 exons. Gene Ontology annotation, biological process: non-canonical Wnt signaling pathway; canonical Wnt signaling pathway. The record is from RefSeq and is a predicted model, not a curated record. Gene Ontology annotation, cellular component: cytoplasm. Lineage: Eukaryota; Metazoa; Chordata; Aves; Passeriformes; Passeridae. Gene Ontology annotation, molecular function: Wnt-protein binding.